Phytophthora megakarya is the source of this 261-nucleotide messenger RNA. NCBI's taxonomy places the organism in Eukaryota, Oomycota, Peronosporomycetes, Peronosporales, Peronosporaceae. The record is from the annotation of a GenBank genome assembly.
AUGUGGGAGAAUGUGUCGACUGCGAAACAGACAAAGGACGACCCCGGAUCCAGGGCGACAUAUCCGUUCCAGAUCAUUGUCAUGGAUCAUAUACCGUCAUUGCCUAGAUCCUUCAACGGCAACACCGAAUUGUUGAUCUUCGUGGAUCUAUUCUUGGGAUAUGUGAUUGCCAAAGCCAGUGCCUCUAGAUCCGCACAGACAAUCGCGGAGACCUACGAGGAGUGUGUCUUCCGCCGGUUUGGAGCGAGCGAGGUGAUCUGA